CUUUCUUUUGUCGAUGGCAACGGCGGUCGAGCAGGCACGUGUGAUCUUUGACUGUGUCGAUACGUCCAAAGAUGGUGUGAUCGAUCAGAGCGAGCUUGGAAAGCUUCUUGAGGCUCUCGGCGAGGACCCGACCCCCCAGAAUAUCGUGAGAGCCCUCUUUCAACUAGACACGGGCGGCGACGGCACGAUUUCGUUCGACGAAUUUGUGUCGUUUUACAAGCUGAACUACCUCCCUCAGCACCCGACAAAGCUUCUCACAUCUCGGCAUGGUGCGACCGCGAUCGGUCACUCGAAAAGCGCUUCGUACACGUUGCCGCCUCCCACCUUUUGUUUUGGAAAGGCCCUUCAACGAGACAAAGAGAACGCUGGCCAAGUGUUGCGGCAGCUGGGCGACGCCAGCGAUGACAUUUUGUCUCGAAAACGCGUGAAACCUCCGCAGAAACGAGCCACUUCCACACGAGAUACAAUCGGAGGGGGCGUGUCGCGCCCCACAACCUCUGCCGCUCGCCCCGACAAAGCGACGGAAGUCCGCCAAGUGGCGACGACACUGCCAAGCGAAGCAGGGGUCGCAUUUGUCCUACGCCAGCUCAAAGCCCAAUUGCAAUCCUGUGGUCUGCAAGCAUUUCAGAAGCUGAGCCAGCAACUUCAAGGAGGGGCUAGCGCGCUUACGUUUUCCGCAUUCAAGGCGCUCGUCGUCGAAACGCUACACUUGUCAGCCACGGAGAAGGACCUUCGAGCGGUCUUUGGCGUUUUCGAUGCAAACGGAGAUGGGACCAUCCAAGCGUCCGAGUGGGUCGCGGCACUCGAAACUCCAUUGGAAGGCAACCGAUUGGAGCUUGUGGCACACGCUUUUGCAACCCUCGACCCAAGCCAUACCGGCUACGUCAACCUGAGUACGUUGCGGCGGCAGUUUGACGGGUCUUCGCUGACAGAAGUCGUAUCUGGCGUCCGGACGAUCGACGAAGUUCGUAAUGAAUUCUUGGCCGCCAUGGCCAACCUCAGCCCCACCACUUCCAUCUCGUGGACCCACUUUGCCAAGCAUUACACCCACGUGAGCUCUUCGAUCGCCGACGACGCUGCUUUCACCAAAGCCGUGUGUUCGACGUGGAAUAUUGCACCGCCCACGCCAGCCACUAAUCGUCCAUCCAGACCAGGGUCCAGCUUGGCAGUCGAUCGGCCUGGAACAGCUCUUCCAGGGAAAUUUCGACCAAACUUUUCUCGAGUCCAAGCGCCUUGGCUUAGCCAUGACUCGGCUAGCUCGUUGUUGUACGAGAGUACUGACAAGGCCACCGCCACCAGCACCAUUGGCAACGCAGGAACGGCGUCACAUGGCCACAUGAAAGAACUGGAUGCUGGCAUGCGAGGCAUCUUUACGCGCAUUCGCACCCAACUUAAUGCGAAUGGCGUGAUGGGAUGGAUGGCACUGUGCGGGUCGUUAACGGGUUGUGGGGAUCACGUCGCUGCAGGCGCGCCAGCAACUUCUUACACAAAGCUAUCGUUGCAAGCGUUCAAGGAUGUCAUGAAGCACUCGGUCGGCGUUGUCCUGUCAGAUAAAGACUGGCGCGUCAUCUUUGAGUGGUUUGCAGUGGACAACGCGCUAGAUUUGCGCCACGUAGCCAAACAGUUGCAUUCGCCACUGUCUGCCACGCGCCUGGGGAUGGUGCGUCGGGCGUAUCGCAGUCUGGACGUUGACAAGUGCGGGCAAGUGCCGCAGAUGGACCUCCUGGACCGUUUUGAUCCAGCGCAACAUCCGUCGGUCGUGAGUGGCAAGGCCACCGCCGUCGAGGCUACGGACCUCCUCAAGACGGUGCUUCCUGGGCCAUUUGUGACCGCAGCCCAGUUCGAAGCGUACUAUGGCUGCGUGAGCCAAGGAAUCGCAGAUGACGCCGUUUUUGAACAGCACGUUACACCGCUGUGGGCAAGCCGAUUUGACGAUGUUCGCAGCGAGGGACGUCGGUCAAGUUGUGUGUCGUCCAUCGCCAAGGUCGGCGCGGAUGAUCAAGCAGUCGGCUGCAUCAAGAAAACGCCAUUGGAGCUGUACCACGACAGCCAACAACAGCUCGCUGCGAAAUCUGCGGCCGGCAAGAAGCCGCGCCCGUUGACGGCCGCACGCGAGAAACCCAAGAAGUUGGCUCAAGCCAACAAGUCGAAUGUUGAGGUUGAUGGAAGCUCACCAGAGCAGAAACACCAGCCCACGAGCACGAAGAACCGACGGGUCAACUCGACAUCGAGCCGACCGAGCGUGAUCGCCGCCGUUUCCACCGCAGCCUCUGUCAAGAAGUCAAAACCCACAGCGGCCAACGCCAAGAGGAAGCUACAGAGGGUGCAGUCGUAGUCUAGCAGGUCGAGAACUCUAGGUGCAUCUGCCGUCGCGUUGAAUACGAUGCCUUUUGCGGUGCCAUGCACUCGAGCUGCAGCCGUGAAACCUCAGGCGGCGCCUCGAGCACACUGCCGCC
Aphanomyces invadans is the source of this 2456-nucleotide messenger RNA. RefSeq lists its product as hypothetical. Gene Ontology annotation, molecular function: calcium ion binding. The transcript has 4 exons. Bases 14 to 2335 code for a protein of 773 amino acids. NCBI's taxonomy places the organism in Eukaryota, Oomycota, Saprolegniomycetes, Saprolegniales, Verrucalvaceae. The record is from RefSeq and is a predicted model, not a curated record.